Phaeoacremonium minimum UCRPA7 is the source of this 2673-nucleotide messenger RNA. RefSeq names its product putative acetylglutamate kinase protein. The record is from RefSeq and is a predicted model, not a curated record. Gene Ontology annotation, cellular component: mitochondrial matrix; cytoplasm; mitochondrion. Lineage: Eukaryota; Fungi; Ascomycota; Sordariomycetes; Togniniales; Togniniaceae. Gene Ontology annotation, biological process: L-arginine biosynthetic process. Gene Ontology annotation, molecular function: L-glutamate N-acetyltransferase activity, acting on acetyl-CoA as donor; acetylglutamate kinase activity; NAD binding. The transcript has 3 exons. The coding region runs from base 1 to 2673 and encodes 890 amino acids.
AUGUUGUCCACCACAGCAAAGGCGGUCCUCCGGGCCGGAGCUCGACGAAGCCUCCCGAAGGCUUCUCGAUCCCUGCCGAUUGCGACUCGGCUUUGCCAGUCAUCCGUUGCGCGACGAACCCUCUCCACCUCCUCGAAGCAGCUCACCGACUUGAGCACCCGCGGGAUCGUUAUUCAGACACUGAGCAGCGUUGGCUCUAAGAGAGAGGUUCAGCAGUACCUCUCGCACUUCACAUCUGUCUCCUCGCAGAAAUUUGCUGUCAUCAAAGUCGGAGGUGCCAUCUUGACUGAUUAUCUCGAUGAGCUUUGCAGCAGUUUAGCGUUCCUAUACCACGUGGGCCUGUAUCCCGUUAUCGUUCAUGGCGCCGGUCCUCAGCUCAACAACUUGCUUGAGGAUGCGGGCAUCGAGCCCCAGUUCGAGGAGGGCAUCCGGGUGACCGAUGCGAAGACGCUAGGCGUUGCGCGACAACUAUUCCUCGACGAGAACUUGAAACUCACACAGAAGCUCGAAGAACUAGGAGUACACGUCCGACCCAUCUCGAACGGCGUUUUCGAGGCCGAUUACCUGAACAAGGACAAGUGGGGUUAUGUUGGCAAGAUUACAAAGGUGAACAAGGAGACCAUCGAGUGGGCUAUCAAGCAUCGAUGCCUGCCAGUCCUCACGUCCCUUGCCAUGACGCAUGAGGGCCAGACCUUGAACGUCAAUGCCGAUGUAGCUGCCGCGGAGCUCGCACGAUCUCUUGAGCCUCUCAAGGUCGUCUACCUGUCCGAGAAGGGUGGUCUCUUCGACGGAAGUGGAGGAAAGAUCUCCGCAAUUAACCUGGACGAGGAGUUCGACUGGUAUAUGUCGCAGGAAUGGUGCAGGUAUGGCACUCGACUUAAGAUCAAGGAGGCCAAGCAACUGCUGGACACCCUCCCCCGCUCCUCCUCCGUCGCCAUCAUUCACCCGCAAGAUCUGCAGAAGGAGCUCUUCACCGAUUCCGGUGCCGGCACCCUUAUUCGCCGCGGAAACAAGCUCCUGUCCUCCAGCAGCAUCACCGAGGUCAACGAUGUUGAUCAGCUCAAGGAGGUCUUGGUUCGCGACCGCGAGGGCCCGAACGCUAGACAAACCGUUGAUACCUACAUCGAGUUCCUCAAGGAGAACUCGUUCAAGGCUUAUUACGAUGAGCCCAUGAACGCUCUAGCCAUUGUCCUCCCCCCUAGCGAUCAGCGCUCCCUGGCUACCCUGGCGACCUUGACCAUCACCAAAUCGGGCUGGCUGACAAACGUUGCUGAUAACAUCUUCACCGCGAUCAAGAAGGAAUUCCCCAAGCUAGUGUGGACCGUGAAGGAGGACGAUGAGAACCUUACCUGGUUCUUCGACAAGGCCGAUGGCAGCAUGGCUAGGAACGGUGAUGUUAUGUUCUGGUGCGGCAUCGAGGAUGGCAACGAGGUCGUGCAGGUGAUGAAGGACUUCGAGACCCACGGUCGUGAGAUGCUUGACAACUCUAACCUGGAGGCCCGUAUGCAGCGAGCUGCUCUCAAGGCCGCCGCAGCACAGGUUCAGGCCCAAGCGCAGCCAGCUUUCGCACAACAGGCUCGCGCAUACUCAACCUCAGCACGCCGUCCCGCGCUUCCCCGUAAGGCAUUUGGACAGCAGACUGCCCGAGGAUUUGCCACCACCACCAACCCGAACCCGCCUCUGGGCAAGAAGAAUGCCUCUACCAGCGAGCCCGCCAAGGUUGCUCUGAUUGGUGCGCGAGGAUACACUGGACAAGCGCUUAUUGGUCUUCUGAACUCCCACCCGUAUAUGGAUCUCCGUCACGUCUCUUCCCGAGAGCUGGCAGGUCAGCCACUGCAAGGCUAUGACAAGGCCGAUGUCACCUACGAGAACUUGAGCCCCGAUGAUGUUAGGGAUAUGGAGAAGCGGGGCGAGAUUGACUGCUGGGUGAUGGCUCUACCCAACGGCGUUUGCAAGCCUUAUAUCGAGGCUAUCCAUGAAGCCCGCAAGACUGCGACCCACAAGAGUGUUAUCGUGGAUCUUUCAGCCGACUACCGAUUCGACAAGUCUUGGACAUAUGGUCUGCCCGAACUUGUUGCCCGCCAGUCCAUUCACGAAGCUACCCAGAUCGCCAAUCCUGGCUGCUACGCCACUGCUGCCCAGCUCGGUAUCUCGCCUAUGGUUGAGCACCUCGGUGGACAGCCCACGAUCUUUGGUGUAUCCGGCUAUUCAGGCGCUGGAACUAAACCUUCGCCAAAGAAUGACGUCGAAUUGCUCACCAACAACCUGAUUCCCUACAGCUUGACUGACCACAUCCACGAGCGUGAGAUCAGCAGCCAGCUUGGCGUUGAUGUUGCUUUCAUGCCCCACGUCGCAGUUUGGUUCCAGGGUAUCCACCACACAAUCAGCAUUCCCCUGAACAAGACCAUGACUUCCCGGGAUAUUCGCCAGAUCUACCAAGAUCGGUAUGCAGGCGAGAAGCUGGUCAAGGUCGUGGGUGAGGCGCCUCUUGUGAAGGCAAUCAGCGGAAAGCACGGCGUUGAGAUCGGUGGGUUUGCGGUGCACAGCUCAGGCAAGAGAGUGGUUGUUUGCGCCACGAUUGACAAUCUGCUCAAGGGUGCCGCUACACAGUGUUUGCAGAAUAUGAACCUUGCUCUGGGUUAUGGGGAGUAUGAGGGCAUUCCAGUGAUGUAA